UCUCGUUCCCCAAAUCCUCUCACUCCUCACUCCCGUGCCGUCCGCCCGUAGAUUCCAGAUCGGCGGCGGGAUGGCCGGCGGCGCGGCGGACGGGCGACAGAUCCGCGUGGGUCCGGCCGUCCUCGAGCACCAGCCCGAGUCCCCUCCUCGUCCGCUGCCGCGGCCGCAUGGCGCCCGGGAAGUUUCCUCGCCGCCGAUCCCAGAAGAGCUCCUGCUGGACAUCUUCCGCCGCAUUCCCGACCCGGCCGACCUCGUCCUCACCUCCGCCGCCUGCGUCACAUUCCAUCGCCUCAUCGCCGACCGCUCCUUCCUCCGGCAGUACCGCAAGAUCCACGCCCCGCCCCUCCUCGGCUUCCUCCAGUACGGAGACAAUGUCUUCCACCCCGCGGUCCCGCAUCACCCCUCCGCGCCGGCAGCUCGGGCCGUCGCCCUCGCCGGCGACUUCUCCUUCUCAUUCGUCCCCGCCCCUGACCCCGCUCACCGCUGGGUCGUCCGGGACAGCCGAGACGGCCGCGUCCUUCUUGAAGCAAGCCCCCGGGAAGGUUAUAGUGCCCGUGGAGUCGUCUUCACAGAGUUGGCGGUGUGCGACCCGUUGCACCGGCAGUAUCUCCUCCUUCCCCCAAUCCCCGGCGACCUAGCAGCUACCGUGGAAGACCCACUCAUGCGAAUACGGCCGCAUUUCAGCGAGACUUUCCUCGCUCCGCAAGGCGACGGCAAUGAGGUGUCAACUGCUGAAGAGACGUCAUUCAGAGUGAUCUGGAUGGUCCAGUGCGAAGCUAAGGUCAUAGGCUUUGUCUUCUCUUCCAGCACCAGGCAAUGGCGAGCCAUUCCAUCCCAGAGUUGGGCCAAUUUGUUAGCUGGCUUCGUGUCAUCCACUGGGAUGGCACUCUUCUACGGGCACCAAUGUACGUGUGACUACUUUUACUGGCUGCCAAACUGUCAGUACGAUUUGAAAAUGUUGGUGCUCGACACCCUGAGGAUGGAGUUCUCCGGUGAUGAACCCCCAACUGAAGCCAAAAAUGCGUUAUUUCUUGGUAUAACCAUGAUGGAGACAGGAGAAGGCGGUCCUAGAAUGCUUGCUGGUACCUAUGACAUGACUUGCGGCAAUCAUACCCUUUGGAGGAAAAAUGGUGAGAGCACCAGCCAGUGGCAGAAGGAGAAGAUGGUCUCACUCUCACCGGGCCCUCGGGAUGUGCUGAGAUGUUCAAUUGGGAAUGAUUUGGUCCUGGAUCACUUUGGAAGCUCGUCGCCUGAGAAAGGCUUAUACACAGUGGACAUCGAAACAUUACAGCUUAAGAGAGUGUGUGCUUCAGUGCAUGGCAGCGCAUAUUGCAACUACCCACCAUCGUUGUCGGCACCGAAAGUAUCGAGUGAUGUGGAGGAAGUGCUCGAACAAGGUGUGGAGGCCCUACAAGCUAAAGGGGCUGUAGAAUUGCCAUCAAGCUGGAGGUCAAGCUGAUGUGUUGGGGGUUGGAGAUGGUGCCGAUUAAGGUUGUGCUGCAACUUGACCUGGAGUUUAUCUGACAAUUGUGGUGUAUCUGCUGCAUAAGUUGGCGAGAGCAUUAUCAAUGUUUAGUUUCUGUGCAAUCAGUUAGCUAGUUAAUUAGGACUCUGUAUUAAGUAAAAGUGACUGUGAUCUACUGAUGUUGUUGUAUGCCUGCAAGUUCAAGUGUGUGGAAUGACACUGGUCAGGUAUUGGAAUUGAAUAAGAAGCCAAGACGUGUCAUUGGAGAUCAGAUAUUUGAGACUGGUCAAUCAAUUUCUUCCUGCACAUGCGUAUGAGAGGAGGUUGGCUAUGGCAUUAAAAGAAUACUGCUGCUAAUGCGAUUGUUUGUGGUCAGGCUGGUGUGGCUAUGUCAUUACAAUUCUGUCCGCUUGCAGGAGGUUGGCUAUAGUACUUCCUAUUUGAAUACACUUUUAAUUUUGGGAUAUUGCACUGGUAUUGAAGAAGGAGCGGCUGGAACAAGUUUGUGCUUCAUGCUCAAGCGCAGUCACCACGGUCAGAGUAGUGCUGAUGUCGAUGGUGCAGAUCGGGCAGGGUUGAUGAUUAGAGAUGUUGGUGAUGCAACUUGAGAAUUAACCACCAAGUUGGUAGCAAGAGCAUUAGCGGCGUUUUAGUUUCUCAAUACGUUAAUGGAGAGUAUGAACCAGUCAGUGCGAUUCUGAUCCUGUUGUAUGCCUGCAAGCCUGUACCUGCUCAACUAAGUUGGUGAGGGGUACUACUGUCCUUUUGGCUCUGUAAUACUGUCAUCUAGACUGACAGUAUUUGGAGUUUGUUUUGUUUACCAUAACACGGAAGUUAUUGGGUCGUUUGUUCGUUGGAUUAGGUAGCGAGAGCAUUAACGGUGUAAGCAACGGACAGGAUGGAAUCUUGUGUGAUGUUGGACACCAGCUUCUCCAUUGGUAUAUCCGCGUCAAGGCCCUUGGACUGUGGCGGCUCUCUUUCUUGUUCCCCCUUGCCCCUCCACGCCGGCAGCCAGAGCCGUCGCCCUCGCCGGCGACUUCUCCUUCUCCUUCGUCCCCGCCCCUGCCGACGCUGGCCGCUGGGCUGUCCGGGACAUUCCCGACCAGAGCUGUCAUUCAGAGUGAUCUGGAUGGUGGAGUGCGGAUUUAAGCUCGUUACCUUUGUCUUCUCUUGCAGCACUAGACAAUGGCGAGCCAUAUCCCAGAGUUGGACCAAUUUGUUCGAUGGUUUGCUAUCAUCCACCGGCAGUAUGCGUGUGGCUGCUUUUACUGUCUGCCAAACUGGCAGUGGCAGCACAAAUCGAAAAUGUUGGUGCUCGACACCUGGAUGAUGGAGUUCUCCAUUGCUGAACCCCCAUCCGAAGCCAAAAAUUCAUCCAGCACCUGUAUAACUAUAUUUGAAUCAGGAGAAGGCAGGCCUAGAAUGCUUGUUAGGGGGCCUGACAUAUCUAGCCGCAGUUAUACCAUUUGUAGGAAAAAUGGUGGGAGCUCCAGCCAGUGGCAGAAGGAGAAGAUGAUCUCACUCCCGCUGAUCUCUUGGGACAUGCUCAGAUGUGCAAAGGGGACGUACUUCCUCCUGGAUCAUCGCGGAAGCUCAUCGUUUGAGCAAGGCAGAUUCACAGUGGACAUCGAAACUUUACAGCUCAAGAGAUUGUGUGCUUCGACGGUGCAUGGCCACACAUAUAGCAACUACCCACCGUCGUUCUCAUCACCGAAAGUAUCAAGUGGUAAAUUUUCUGUUGCUUCGUAGUUAUUCCCUGACAUUCAUUGUUAUCCCACAGCUUUGUCUGAUUCUUGAUAGUUAGUUAUUGUGACCUCUUUUUUAUUUACACAUUUCAUAGUUGUUAGUACUUCUGUGCCUGUUGCAAAGAUGAUGAAGAUUCAUGAACAUGAUUGUGAUUUAUUAACUAGUCUGUUCUAAAUGGUACUUUAUGGUAAUCAGAUAAGUAAGAGUGGAUCUUGAACACUAUGAGUACCAUUUUAGGGGCAUUGUGGAUUUGUACAGUACACCAUAUCAAAACAAAUAUUUUGGAGAAAUAGCGUUUUUUGGUCAAGCUAAUGGAGAAGGACUACAACUUUGCAAUUAUGUUCAUCCCUGGAAACAUUUUUUCCUGGUAGCAGGAGUUGGUUUAUCUCAGUGUGUUGGCUUCAGAUAAGAUAUAAGGAGGCAUAGCUGGUAUGUUUGCAAAUAAAAAGUCAAUCAAUUGCUACUACUAAUGCAUUGCUGUGUAUAUUGUGAGGAUAAUUGAAGUGUUGAGCAUGAUUAAUUUCUGAAUGGAGCACUAUUUGAUUUGAAAUAAGCUUCUCGAGAUAAAUUAGAGGCAGGUGUUUGUACAUCGUUUGAAAUUUUGAACUUCUCACCAUCCUUCAAGGCACUGCCGAAUGCAGGUAGUUUGUUUUACUUGACUUGACUUGACUUGACUUGGAAAGUUGGUAUAAUAUUAGGUAAUUUAUGAAGUCCUGCAACAUGAACCUAUCCUUUCUUUUGUGACUUUUAAGUUCCUGUAUGAUUCAUUUCUGAAUGACCGCGCAUAUGUUUUUACCCUUGUACUGCAAAUUAGGAAGCUAAACAAACAAAAGUGAGUGUUCGAGGUCGAUAUUAGUAACUGAACCAUGGGGGAAAGAAUUCUGAAGGUUUAUUUUCCAUGGAUCAUGUUUCACGUUUGUUUUAAGCCCUAGCAUUUUAUCACAUCUAUUCUGCUAGUUUCUUUAUGUGUUCUCUUCAAGCGAUUUGCCAAGUGUACCCAUUAUCGAGAGCUGCUGUAAACAAACAAGCUUCUGAAUAUAUAUACAUUUUGGUUGUGCAUAAUUUUGAGAUAUUGGACAGAUAUUGAGGAGGAGGUGCUGGAACAAGGCGUUGAGGCCCUCCAAGCUGAAGGGCCCGUGGAUGGCCAUCAUAGAUGAGAGUACUGCUGGUAAGGCGGAUGUUGGAUGUCAAGCUGAUGAGUUGAGGGUUCGAGAUGGUGCCUAUUAAGGCUUGUGCUGCAACUUGAAAAUAGACUUGUGGUAUGGUCAUCUAUAUUUGACCUGGAGUUUUAUCUGACAAUGGUGGUGUAUCUGCCGCAAAAGUUGGCGAGAGCAUCAUCGAUGUUUAGUUUCUGUGCAAUCAAAUAGCAAGUUAAUUAAGACUCUGUAUUAAGUCAAAGUGAUUGUGAUCUACUGAUGUUGUAUGCCUGCAAGUACAAGUGUGUAUGUUAUGACACUAGUCAGGUAGUAUUUGGAAUUGAGGAGAAAAGUUGAUGUGUGUACAAAGGCAGUGACUUGCAAGGUUAUUUAUCUGCUCUGUUGUGCAAAUUGUUCUGCAUUCCUGGACUGCUGGACAUUGAAUGAACAGAGCUAGAAGUAGAGCAGCGAAGAGCUGGGCUGGGCUGGGCUGGACUGGCUACAUGGUUAUGGUUUACUGCUUGAUAAACACAAGAAUUGUUGGCAGGCAACUACGGGAUUCCCGGGAAUGUUAGUCACCUUGCUCUGUGCUGUGACAGGUUAUGUUAAUUUAACUUUUCUAGCAGGAUAAACCACCGGAAGUUCGAAAGAAAACUGCUGAUGAUGCCAGUGUUGGUUGUCAGGCCAUUGGUAACCACAGGUUGGUCAUCAAAAGGGUACCUUUGGCUCGGUGUGGUCCGUAAUAUGGUCAUCCAGAACAAAAUGGAGUUUAUCUUAUGUGCCUUGAUCUGACUAUGGUUGGCGAAAGCAUUAACAUUUUGUUUCUGUGCUACCAGCAUGCUAAUCAAGACUGGCAGCACCUCAACUUCAAGUUUUUGUUGGCAGUGGCACUUCCAGUAGGCAAAUGAUCACCAUCCUUACAAGUCUUCAAGACAGUUUGAUUCCUGUCACAAAAAGGAAAAAUAUUCUCAGUUUUAUGUUUCACUAGUCUCAAGUAUGUGUUUUCGUUCAUGCAAGUUGUUGCAAUUCUGUCCACUUGCGGAAGGUUGGCUAUGGCAUU
Triticum dicoccoides is the source of this 5407-nucleotide messenger RNA. RefSeq lists its product as uncharacterized. Gene Ontology annotation, molecular function: protein binding. The transcript has 4 exons. The record is from RefSeq and is a predicted model, not a curated record. The coding region runs from base 71 to 1459 and encodes 462 amino acids. Lineage: Eukaryota; Viridiplantae; Streptophyta; Magnoliopsida; Poales; Poaceae.